AUGGGGAAUGCAGUGUCUUGUGCGCCGUCGAUCAUCUCAAGUGGUGGAGCAGUGAGAGUGGUGUUCCCAGAUAGGAAUUUGCGGGUAUAUACCAAACCACUCAAAGCAGCCGAUCUGAUGGCGGAGAAUCCAGGCCAAUUCGUGUGCGAUUCCAGCGGCUUAAUAGUAGGUCUCAGGGUUCAUGGAUUAACGGCGGAUGAUGAGUUGGAGCGACGCCACGUCUAUUUUCUUCUUCCCAUGGACUUGCUUUACUCGGUGCUGACUCAAGAGGAGAUGAGUUGCCUCACUCGCAAGGCUACCAAGGCGUUGAAACAUGCCACCUUUAACAUCGGCAACAUCUUUACCGAGUUCUGUAUUUUCCCUUUCCAGGCAAAGAUGGCACCGCAGAGCUCGGCCGGCGACGGUGUGGAUGAUUCCGGCGAGAGGUUUUCGAAACAGGGAUCGUGA
Hibiscus syriacus is the source of this 447-nucleotide messenger RNA. RefSeq lists its product as uncharacterized. Lineage: Eukaryota; Viridiplantae; Streptophyta; Magnoliopsida; Malvales; Malvaceae. Bases 1 to 447 code for a protein of 148 amino acids. The record is from RefSeq and is a predicted model, not a curated record. The transcript has a single exon.